AUGGACCGAAUGGUUAACCUUCCUCGUGGCUAUGGAUAUAUUGAAUUCAAGAAGAGAGAUGAUGCUCAGAAGGCUUUUCUUUACAUGGAUGGUGGUCAAAUUGACGGAAAUGUUGUUAAGUUGAGAUUCACUCUUCAACCACGCCAAAGGGCUGCAUCACCUAUGAAAGCUCCGCCCCCUCCUCCAAAAAGAGACGCUCCCCAGAUUGAAAAAGGUGUUAGCAGUGCUGAAAAGGAUGCCCAGCAGCAUCCUAGGGAAUGGGACGAGGGCCUCCGUUGA
Molecule: messenger RNA, 279 nt
Organism: Miscanthus lutarioriparius
Lineage: Eukaryota; Viridiplantae; Streptophyta; Magnoliopsida; Poales; Poaceae
Source: the annotation of a GenBank genome assembly